Aureobasidium pullulans EXF-150 is the source of this 1199-nucleotide messenger RNA. RefSeq names its product deoxycytidylate deaminase. Gene Ontology annotation, molecular function: catalytic activity. The record is from RefSeq and is a predicted model, not a curated record. The transcript has 3 exons. Bases 1 to 1059 code for a protein of 352 amino acids. NCBI's taxonomy places the organism in Eukaryota, Fungi, Ascomycota, Dothideomycetes, Dothideales, Saccotheciaceae.
AUGCUCAUCGGCAUCUGUGGCCCGAUAUGUGCGGGCAAAGCAACCGUAGCAGAUUAUCUGAUCAAAAAGCACAACUUCACUCCCCUCACAAUCAAGCGGGAUGAUGAGACUCCAACAAUCGAAAAGUCCGCCAAUUUCGCACAUUGGACUUCAGCCGCUCUGGAAUUCCCUACCGCUCUCUUGCUCGAUCAAUACGUCUCUGAGAACUGGAGAGAAAAUUAUGUCUUGACUACUAUCUGGAACGAAGCUAUUCUCGACACCUUGGCCAAACGACCUCACUUCAUCCUUUUAAGUAUUGAUGCCCCAAUCAGUGUAAGAUGGCAACGCUUCCGUGAGAGAUGUGCUCAGGAAAAUCAAGAAGCCCCUGCUUUGGACGACUUUGUUCUGCGCAACGACGAGCAUCUCUACAACCCUCUUUCCAGUCUUGCCGCUCUCUCUUCUAGAGCCCAGAUUAGAAUUCUGAAUCCAACAACGACCAUCACUCAACUGAGGGCUUCGCUCGAUGCCUUGAAUCUCCUCGACCCUGCCAGAAUGAGACCAACUUGGGACCAGUACUUCAUGCAACUUGCUGAUCUCGCCGCUCGACGAAGCAAUUGUAUGAGAAGACAGGUGGGGUGUGUUCUUGUCCGUGGAAAGCGUGUAAUCAGUACCGGCUACAACGGUACUCCACGAAAUGUCACAAACUGCAAUGAAGGCGGUUGUGCUCGUUGCAAUACCAGCAAAGGCGGCGGUACAGGUUUGAGCACCUGUUUGUGUCUCCAUGCUGAGGAGAAUGCACUCCUUGAAGCCGGUAGAGAGCGCGUUGGUGACGGCGCUGUAUUAUAUUGCAAUACGCAAGUUCUCCCAAAUCUCAACACAAAUGCUCAUGCUGAUUUUCGUAGUUGUCCUUGUUUGACAUGCAGUGUCAAGAUCGUGCAGGUUGGUAUUACCGAGGUCGUUUUUAGCCAGAGCUACCACAUGGACACUCAGAGUGCAAAGAUCUUCCAAGAGGCUGGUGUGCAUCUGCGACAAUACGCUCCUGUAAGCAAUCCGUAUACCUUCCUCUCCUCACAUCGCUGACAUUCGACAGCCACGAGAGGGUCUUGUCAAUCUUUGUGACCUUGGAAUCGCAGAUUCUGAUAGAGCAUGAUUUACAUGUUGAUAGUAUUCGUGAACAUCCGUCGAUUGACUCGUAUAAUACAGAUCAUAACAUUACCAGG